Malaya genurostris is the source of this 9172-nucleotide messenger RNA. RefSeq names its product polyamine-transporting ATPase 13A3 (gene anne). Gene Ontology annotation, biological process: polyamine transmembrane transport; intracellular calcium ion homeostasis. Lineage: Eukaryota; Metazoa; Arthropoda; Insecta; Diptera; Culicidae. Gene Ontology annotation, cellular component: membrane. Bases 1198 to 5166 code for a protein of 1322 amino acids. The transcript has 3 exons. The record is from RefSeq and is a predicted model, not a curated record. Gene Ontology annotation, molecular function: ATP hydrolysis activity; ATPase-coupled monoatomic cation transmembrane transporter activity; polyamine transmembrane transporter activity.
GUGCUUUUGAUGGUCACAUUGUUUGGUGAUUCAGCGUUCGCAUCGAAAAGGGAACGGUUGGUGUGGUGUUGGUGCGAUAAUCAUACUCACCCCAGUGCAGUAAAAGUUUCCCAUAAUUCGAGCGGUUGGUGAGUUUCAGUUUGCAUGGCGCUGUGCAGUUCAAUAAAAUUGCUAGAAAAUAUGUCAGCAAUCCUGAGUGAAAAAUUUUGACAGACUCGUCCAUUCCAGUUCAGUCAGUACGGUGCGUGAAUUUCAGCUUGAAUCGUGUGAAUUGCGGAUCGGUCCGGAUUCUCAUGCAAUAUUGGUGCCGAUUUGUGCUACUAGAUGUGAAAAAAAUUGCGAGGGAUGAAAGUUCUGUGAUUAAAGUGUGCUAACCAGUAGGAUUGGUAUUGUAAUUAGCCUAUCUAUACGGGCAAAGUGAAGCAAAAGUUGAAUCCAUGUGGAAAAUCUUGCUUGCUGAGGUGUGAAAACAGAUUGUCUCGUGGGAAAUAGUGAUACAGACAGUGCACAUUUCUUAUCGAUGAGCUGAAAGCGAAUAAGUGGUGACACGAGGCAGCCAAAGACAGGCUGAUGUAGUUUCGAAAGCUAGCAAAAUUUAGAUUUUUUUUAGGACAAGGGAUACAAAAACCAGAACACUGCAUGCCGCUGUCCUUUGAAAUCAUGCAAAAUACCAGGUUCUGCACCAAUAUGGUUUUUGUGUGAUUGACAAGUAUUGAUAAAAGCGGCAGAAUUAUCAACUAAUAAAUCUUGGAAACCGAGAAAAUCGAUUGCGCGAUACGUCCUUGGCACAUACAUAAAGUAGCAGGAAAAGAAUAGAAUAAAUAAGAAUAUCCAGCGUAAAAUCGAUGAAAAAGUAAUAGCCGAACACAUUGGCAAACACCUCAGCCAUCUGUCGUUAUCGGGACUAUCGUGAAAUGCGCCUUCCGUCGUACGCUGCUAGGAUCGCUGGGCACUAUUUCGUCCGGAGAUAGCAUCGCUACACUGAAGUACCUAUAUUUCGCUGAUUACAAGCACCCAUAAUCGUGGGUUCCACCCUCAUUGUCACCUUCAGUAUAACGUCGCACCGGCAGAGUAGUCACAAUUACUUCAGUUUGAUUUCCCGUACAAAAAUCACGAGAGCCAAACCUCCCUGACCUCCGCUCAGUGGCGAGGUUUACGUGGUUUACGUCCACUGUCAGAACAGGGAGAAAAAAAAUUAUGCCACUUGAAACCAGCGAUCAUCCCACUCCUGUACCUCCGAGCCCAUCGCCGAAGGAUGUUCCGGAUCAAGCCAACGGCUACCAGGAACUGUACAGUUCGAUUCGGAGCAACAAAUCCGUCAAAUCGAAGAUGUCCGGUAAUUCACUGCGAUACAGCCGUGACAAAGAGAAACAUUACGCUGAUGGAAUGUCCACGUUGGUGGAGUUGCUGAAGGAAACCUCUCAGGCAUCCGUACACGACAUUCUCAAUGAUGGCGACGAGGAUCAAAUGUUCAUUACUGGCUACGAAAAAUCUGCUACCCAAACGUUCUUCUGCUACAUCGGCUAUUUUCUAACGCUGGGAAUUCUCCGGCUUGUGAUGCACUGGUGGCAGCACUGGCUCCUGCUGGCAACUCAUCGAAAGUGUUCGCUGGAGGUUGCUCAGAAAGUGUUGGUACACGAACGCUAUCAGGGAAAACAUGAUGCCUAUUACGUCAAGAGCGUCGUCACGUUGGACUCGGAUGCGAUUAAAGAACUUAUCUCCGAUGGUAAAAAAAUUUCCCCGAACGGCGAAAACAUCAUCAAAGAGUUGCAGCAAAUUGGAAUCACCAACCGGGUCGAAUUCUUCAACCUGUGCAAUCCAUUUCAGGUGGCAUUCCAUCGACGGGGAGGAAAGUUCGAACAUGUGAGUUCGAUCCGCUUUUUCACGUGCAAGAAACUGCGUUACAUCUGGAACAGUGAAUCGAAGCGCUUCCUGAAGCUAACGGGAUUGGAUGUAGACGUGCCGAGUGUGGUACUGCAUCACAACAAAGGCCUGUCGCUGUACGAGCAAAGCAUCCGCCGACUGGUGUAUGGUAGCAACGAGAUAUUGAUUCCGCUUCGGGGUGUACUUACGCUUCUGUUUCUGGAGGUCCUGAAUCCUUUCUAUGUGUUUCAAAUUUUUUCCGUGUGCUUGUGGUUCGCGUACGAUUACUACUACUACGCUACGGUUAUUCUACUAAUGAGUGCCUUCGGGAUUUCGCUAUCCAUAAUUCAAACGCAGAAAAAUCAGAAAGCUCUGUAUUCAACGGUGAAGAGCAGUGAUACGGCAACGGUUUUGCGAGAUGACUGCGAGCCGGAGCAAACAGAAACGCGCCUCCUGGUUCCAGGCGACAUCGUGGAGAUUCCAGCUAACGGAUGUACGAUGCAAUGCGAUGCAGUUUUGAUUUCGGGAAACUGUAUUCUCGAUGAAUCGAUGCUGACCGGAGAAAGUGUUCCGGUAACGAAAACUCCAUUACCCUUGAAGCGUGAUCUGUACUACGAUAAGAAAGAACACGCUCGACAUACUUUGUUCUGCGGAACAAAAAUCAUCCAAACACGAUACAUUGGCAGUGAGAAGGUUUUGGUGAAAGUCAUAAACACGGGGAAUAUUACCGCUAAAGGUGGUCUGAUUCGAUCAAUUCUUUAUCCUCCUCCAGUGGAUUAUAAAUUCGAAAAGGAUUCAUACAAAUUUAUCAUGGUGCUAGCCUUUGUCGCCGGAUGUGGUUUCCUCUACACGGUCAUUACGAAGGUACUGCGUGGAAUAACUGCUCUGAAAAUUAUUGUCGAAUCACUGGAUCUCAUCACAAUUGCUGUUCCUCCGGCAUUGCCGGCUGCAAUGACCGUUGGGAGAAUGUAUGCUCAGAAGCGUUUGAAGAAGAACAACAUUUAUUGCGUUUCACCCCGGGCAAUCAAUGUUUCCGGCAGUAUCGAUUGCGUAUGUUUCGACAAGACGGGAACACUCACUGAAGACGGACUCGACAUGUGGGGCGUAUUACCCAAGGAUACUACGAACUGUUUCCAGAUCCCGCUGACACAGGUUACCAGAUUGCCAAUUACUGAGCACCUGUUGAGUGGUAUGGUCACGUGUCAUUCGAUAACCUUCGUUAACGGGGAGAUGCGUGGAGAUCCGCUCGAUUUGAAGAUAUUCGAAUCUACGGGUUGGAUACUGGAAGAGGCAAACGUUUCCGAUGAAACCAAGUAUGAUUUAUUGUUCCCGACGAUCGUUAAGCCUCCGAGGGUAGAUCCGGACAAUAACACGAGCUUGGAGCUCGAUGUCGCAUACGACAAUUCCAACGAUAUCGGUAUUGUGCGGGAGUUUUCUUUCACUAGUGCACUGCAGCGAAUGUCGGUUAUCACUAGGAAGUUGUCGGAUAAUCAUUUCAACGUGUACGUCAAAGGUUCACCCGAAAUGAUCAACAGUUUGUGUAAACCGGCGAGUAUUCCGGAAGAUUUUACUAGUAAGCUCGGGUACUACGCCCAUCAAGGCUAUCGGAUAAUUGCAAUUGCCUACAAAUCGUUAGACAAAAAGAUGAACUAUUCGAAGAUCCAGAAGGUAUCGCGGGAGAAGAUUGAGUGUGACUUGGAAUUUUUGGGCUUUGUGAUAUUGGAAAAUCGGCUCAAAGCGGACACGGAAGAAGUGAUUGAGAGUUUGAAUAAGGCCAACAUUCGUUGCGUUAUGGUAACGGGGGAUAACUUAUUGACGGCGGGCAGUGUGGCGCAUGACUGUGGAAUGGUUAUGCCCGGGCAAAGCCUGGUAACACUGACGGCGCAUUUGGACAAGAACAGUUCUGGCAAGUAUUUUUUGACUUACGAUGUGACCGGUCAAAAUCCGCUUACUCAGUCAGAUAUCCUGAACGAUAACAAGGUUAGCGGGGGGGAUAAGCGAAACGGAAACUAUACACUCAUGACCCAAUCGAAUAGUGUAAGCAGCUGCGAAACUAUCGAUACAUGCACGUUGUCAACGCAGUUGAGUGGUUUUGAAAAGGAUGGCCAUCAUAUCACAAUCGAGGAGGAAAAGGAUACAUCUGUGACAGUUGAUGUGACGGCAAAAGGAGCUUCAUUUAGAUUCGCUUUGACCGGGAAAACAUGGGCUGUCAUCAAGGAACACUUCCCGGAGGUGGUGCCUACUAUUUUAACUUUCGGAACCGUAUUUGCAAGAAUGUCUCCAGAUCAGAAACAACAUUUAAUAAGUGACCUUCAAAAUCUGGGAUAUUACGUAGCCAUGUGCGGUGACGGAGCCAAUGACUGUGGAGCAUUGAAAGCUGCACAUACGGGAAUUUCUUUAUCGGAAGCGGAAAGUUCGGUCGCAUCUCCAUUUACAUCGAAAAAACCAACGAUCGCCUGUGUACCGACGGUUAUCAAGGAGGGACGCGCUGCGCUGGUUACUUCAUUCGGAAUCUUCAAAUACAUGGCCGCCUAUUCACUGGUUCAAUUUGCAUCGGUAUUAAUCCUCUAUUCAAUCGAUUCGAAUUUAACAGAUUUCGAGUAUCUUUAUAUUGAUCUCUUCAUCAUAUCGGUAGUAGCGUUCUUCUUUGGAAAGACCUCCUCAUACGAUGGUCCACUAGUCAAGCAAGUUCCGUCAAACUCGUUGAUAUCGUUGAGUCCGUUGCUUUCCCUGGCUCUACAUCUUAUCGUGGCUCUAGGUUUUCAGGUUGCUGGCUGGUACCACAUACAAGCUCAACCCUGGUUUACACCAUUCAAUUAUACUGAAGAGUUGGCCCUCAAUGACCUUGGAUGCUACGAAAACUACGCUAUAUUCUGCAUCUCCUGUUACCAGUAUAUCAUCCUAGCUAUAGUUUUCUCCAAAGGAGCACCCUAUCGCAGAUCAAUUUUCUCUAACUACGGGUUUUUGGCUAGCAUCAUAAUCAACACAAUCAUAUCCAUCAUCCUGACGGUAUAUCCUCCGGUGUGGCUCAGUGAUCUAUUCCAAUUGGUCAUACCCGAAGAGGACAUUAUUUUCCGAGUCUACCUGGUCGGUUAUGGAUUCGCCAACUUUUUGAUAGCACUAUUCAUCGAAAAGUACAUCAUCGACAUCCUGGCGUUCAAAAAGCUGCGCUACCGAUGGCACAACAUUGCCAAGUCCCGGCGCAAGUACUUAAUGAUCCAGCACAACUUUCGCAGUGAGGUUCAAAUGCCGAGUGAUUUCAAAACGGUGCUUGGCUGGUCCAGCGAGAAAUAUGAUUACUGACAACUCCUCCGACGAGUGGCGAAGCUGGUGGCAGUGUUCACGUCGGACGACGGUGACGGUCGUUGGCCGAUGAGAUAUUCAAGUUUUGCGAAUGCAAAUACUCGGUAGCGACGACCACCACAAGGCGACAAAAGCUAACCCCUGAUUGCAUGCUUUUCCUUCACGUGUUGUACUGUGCACACUGCAAACAAAAAAACAGAAGCAAACUGCCAUUGUGUUUUAGAUUUUUUUUUGCAGGUUGAGUUUUUCGAUGUGUGUAGGAUUGCAUUAAUCAAUUAAUUGUGAAAUAUAGAAUUGUAAGUGCCAUAAUUGUAUUACAUUUGGUUAAGAUCGAAGAUAAAGUAAAAGUUUCGAUUUGAAGUCAUGGAAAACCCGAAAGAGCUUUUCCGAAGGGGUAGUGUGCGAGAAACCAGAGAAGAUAACAAAUACAGGAAUACUAGCGCUGUGCAGAAUCAGAUUUAAAGCAUGACAAUAAUCAAAAUUUGUAUAAAUUAAAUUGUUUUAAAAAUGAUAAUAAUCAAAUUGAAUUGGUACUGGCAUACAGAUUAGAUGUUUCUAAAAACUUGUCUCUCGCUUCUACGUUCAGAUUCACAUGAGCUUCGUGAAGGUUGGGGGGUGUUCAACUCAAAAAUGAUUCAAAUGUUAAAGUUAGUAACUAGUUGUGAUAGAUUUCGGGAAUAAUUUUGACUCUUGAUUAAAAUUUCAGCAUUUUGAUAAUUAUUGUCUAUCGAUGGAAAGUUGAUAACAAAUAAUAUAAUAAUUGAAAAAUAAAAACCAUACGAUAGACUUACUUUGACGGAGAAUGUAUUUUUAUGUAUUGUUAGGGUUUUGAAUUUGACGGAUAUGUUGAAAAAUCAAUUACAAAGAAAUGAUUUUAACAAAAGCUCUAAAUCUUUGUUGCAAGAUUGCGGGGGAGAGUGUUCGGUUACCGGCUUCUUUUUAUUUUAAGCUUGUAAAUUCUGUGUUUACAUUUUGCGGACAUAUAUACAUCAAUGGAAAGCUAAAGUCCCUAGCUAUCAAUUGAUUUAGAAACUAAGUUGAUUCAUUUAAUUGAAAAAAAACCUUUAUUAUCAAUUUAGUAAAGCGAUAAAUUUUAGCUAUUUUAAAAAAGGUGUUCGAUUACCGGCACCCCAAGAAAUUUCGCUAAAAAUGAUUUGGCCGGUCUUCCACGUUUUUUCUUAGUCGGAGCAUCUGCUGUAUGAGUUGCUAGAUGUUUGGCCAAAACUUUGGCAUGCGUUGUCUCUCUGUAUCUCCGCAUAUCUCUGACGAUUUUUCACGAUUUGUCGAAAAAAAUGUGGUGGUGGUAGACAUUUUGAAAAUAACAAAAAAAAACUUUGGUUGCGAAAAAUUUGGUAGCACAGUAAAAAAGUACAAGCGUCUGUUUGCUGUGGUAUUCGGUACAAUAAGAACGUGUUGCUAUUACACACACAUGACAUUUGUCGGAAUGACGCUAUAUGCUUUCUGUCAAAAGUUACCGAACACUUCCGCCAACCGAAGAUCUUACCCUAUUACAAUUUCUACAGAUUUUCGUAAUAUUUCCUAAAAACUGAGAUGUUUCAUCAAGUUUUUUACAGAUUUUAGUGCACUCAAUGUGACGGAACAGCAGAGAUGCCAGGUAAAAAUUUCUAAUAUCUUCAGGCAGGGAUGCAAAAGAUCAAAAAAUGUGUUCAGGCUUUCAUUUCUUUAUAAACUAUAAACACAAAACUGGCUUGGUGAAAAAAAAACAUUGCGUUCAAUUUAAAAUUCUGCUAGACAUAGCUGCCUUGUUAUAGACACAACUCUAAAACGCAGUCAGACAAGAUAGAACGUACCAAGUCAGACAUGGUAGAACGUAACAAGGUUCAGAGAGUGGCGAAAUGGUAGCGAGUAUGCACGGAAUACAUAAGAACGCAGGUUCGAGUCCUGUCUCUGAGCGUAUCUUUUUUCCAAUUAAGCAUCUUUUCUGUUAAGUUUUUCAUUCAUUUAGCUUCUCCAAUAUAAGUUUCCACUCAGUCAUUGCAAAAAUUGAACUCAUGGCGGCUUCACGUCAAACCAACUGAAAAUUAAUAAAUCGUUAAAAAUUAUUUCGUUAAAACAUAUAUUUGAUCAAAAUUAAUAAAUUUUUAGUUGGUAUAACAUUUGUCUAAAUAAUUUCAAAUGGUAAAUAAUUGCAUUUUAUAAGGCGAGAAGAUUGUCAGACUGUAUAACUAUGGCAACAGUUGUCGCGAGGGAUGUAUUAUUUAUAACAGGGAGCAACCGGAAUAGAAAAAUAUUUUUCAGGAAAAGGAGCCAGUUGUCAAAUUACUAAUUAUCUGUUAAAUUAUAACUAUAAGUUAAAACAAUUCCCGAAGUGGGUCGCAGCCUAAGUAAACAAAAUUUGAUCCGUUUUAUUUUUGCGAAAGAAAAUAUGCUUUAGUGAUUCAUCACAAAAAUAUCGAUCAAUCAAUCGUUUUCAAUCAAAUCCUACUUAUACUGUAAACCAUUUUGAUAAUUGAAUUUUAUAUUCGACAAGCUGCUAUCGAAAUCGAAGUUCCAUUCAUGAAACGAAGCUUCAAUUCAUCUCAUAUGCAGUUUAUAGAAAUGUUCAAAACAUACCUUGCUCCGUCUGCAAUAUCCCUUCAAUCACAGAUCAAUCAAUAUACCUAAGAAGCGGGUCAUUUCGUCAAAAGCUAUGUGCUGGCUGCCGACUCAAUAUUUUUUCAUUCGGCUUGGUAGAUACACCAAACAUUCGCAUGGUAGAUACGCCAAAAAAUGCUUUGAUGUUUAGUAACUAAUAAAGUCAAUCGCCAGAAUUAAAAUAAUCAAUAGAGUAUUUCUGAUUUGAACGCGGAGAAAUGAAUUUAUUCCUUAUUUUACUAUCGAAAAAAUCUUUCAUUCGUCUUUAAUUUGAAUCAAUUCCAAUGCGAUAUUAGGACAAUUGUACGAUUCGGCGAAAUAACCCUUCCGUCGAAAUGAUCCUGCCCUAACAACGAUGGAAAGAACGGGAAAAAUUGAAAUGUAUCAAUAAAGUGACCAAUAGACUCAACAACUUUCCAGCCUUCACGGGGUUCUUGUCUGUCACAUUCCUUGCGUCUAAUCAACCUUACGCUAGGUAUCACCCCGAGAUGAAAUUCAAACGAACGUCUUCUUCAACUUGCAGGAACGAUCUAGUACGCGAAGCACAUUAUUCCAACAAACCGUAUUUAUGUGCACACUUGGUGGAAGCUAGUAGACAUCAAAUUAGGUAAAAUUUUGAGAGCACAGCAGCACCUCGUGCAUAUAGCGCAUCUUAAGGUAGUUUUUAAUUGACAGCUGCUGCACGCCUCUCCGACUUUCUUAAAAGAGUAUUGAAGAUCUCUAGUAAGGGAACAUUAACUUAUACAAAAUUGUGAAGCAUUCGUGGUGUUGGUCAAGAAUUCAGUUAGCAGCAAACGACCAUAUUUAAAAAUUUUUAAAUAUCGUGUCCUAGUGCCGUUGGUUCAGCAUAGAAGUGAUCUCUCACGUAGUGAUUAAUCACGAAACGACAAAAUGGCAUACUUAAAAACUCUAGCACAUUGAAUUAUUUAGCUCUAUAGGGACAUCAGUUAAUAAAAUUAUUUAUCAUCUCUGCCGCUUUGAUGUUAUGAUUUAAAUUAGCAUAUUUAUCCUAGGCAGCUUGUUGAUAGAAAACGUAGUAUACAAGAUCGAAUUAACAACUAGAUCAAGGAUCAAUUGAUCAAGUAGAUGAAUUAAACGGAACGACAAACUGUUUGAUUUUUCUACACAGUUCCAAUCGCAUUCUUUUCGAACAGUCACCGUUCACUCGUCGAAUUGUGCAACCGCAGUUCAGAGAUAGCGAUUGAGUUUUCCUAUCGGUUUGAUGUUUGAUUACAUGCAUGAAAAUGGAUAAAAAAAAGGAAGAUUAAAAAAAUCAAUCUAGUAUACAAUCGAUAUUUAGUCAAAUCGUACUUGAAGAGAAAGAUGUAUCUCUGCUGAAAUUGUAACAAAACUGUGUACAUAUACCGGGAAAUAUUUUACAAGAAAUAAAGGUUAUCAUUAUAUCACAAAA